GUGGAGCUGACGAGGGCACAGCCACACAGAGGAUGCAUUCUCCUGUAAUCUACUGUACAUAUGGUCCAGCUACCGUCCACUGAUCUGGACAGGACUCGCUGCUGAUUUGAAUGUGAGAUCAGCCAGUAUUUGCAUGGUGGAGUCGUCAUCGACCCGACUGGAUCAAAGCGGCAUCCUGACUGCCUUCCCCACUUUCCUGAGGGGGUGAAGCCUCUGGAUAACACCGUCUGCCGCAAUGAAACGAAUAGCACGAAAGGCGAAGGAUGAAACUUUGAUCGAACUGAAGAGCUCGACGGAUUCACAUACUGGAGAUGGUCCUGCAGUGUUGACUGCAUUCAGGAUAAACCUGCACUCAGAUGAAAACAGUGGAAAUGGUGUCAGUUCAUCUGAAAGGGGAGCACUGCCUGGACAUACAGAUGCCGACAGACUACAACCAACCACCGACACUGUGUUCUUCAGGGACGGAGUACGAAGAAUCGACUUUGUGUUGUCUUAUGUAGAUGACAAAGAUGGAGACAAGAAACAGGAAAGGAGAGAGUUUGAGGCCAAUCUUGAGAAAGCAGGACUAGAGCUGGAGACAGAGGACAAAUCAGACUCCAAAGACCAAAAGACGUAUUUCUUGAAGAUCCAUGCCCCCUGGGACGUGCUGGCCACCUACGCUGAAGUGUUAAAGAUCAAAGUUCCUUUCAAGACCAGUGAUAUCUCGCACGGGCAGGACAUGCCGCUCGAGUGGGUCUCGCAUCCUUUUCGCCUGCCAGAGCACAUAAUGCACCCGCAGCCUGACUAUUUCACAUACCACUUUGACAAGAGCAAGAUCAACUUCUUCCUUAUCAGUGACAAGGAUACAUUCUUCCCACCAUCCACAAGAAAUAGGAUUGUGUUCUACAUUCUGACUCGUUGUCCGUACUACAAAGAGAAUCAGAAAGACAAAGACAAGACGGGAAUCAAACGAUUACUCAGCAAUGGGACCUACACAGCAGCCUUCCCACUUCAUGAUUGUCGAUACUGGAAAAGAGCAAGGAAUGCUGAAUGUGAGAGUGAGCGCUACAACUUGUACAAACACUGGGCCAGGUUUCUCUGCUUUUACAAAGAGCAGCCUCUGAACCUCAUUAGAAAAUACUAUGGGGAAAAGAUUGGGAUCUACUUUGCAUGGCUGGGCUUCUACACAGAGAUGCUGUUCUUUGCAGCCAUCAUGGGCUUUAUAUGUUUCACCUAUGGACUGCUCAGUUAUGAUGACAACAUAUCCAGCAAAGAAAUAUGUAAUGCUUCUAUUGGUGGGAGUAUUGUGAUGUGUCCACUUUGUGAUGGAAAAUGCACUUUCUGGAAGCUCAGCUCUACUUGUCUCUCAUCCUGGCAAUCCCAUCUGUUUGAUAAUGAGGGAACAGUAUUCUUUGCCAUAUUUAUGGGGAUUUGGGUGACUCUGUUUUUGGAGCUCUGGAAGCGGCGUCAGGCCCGACUCGAGUACGAGUGGGACUUGGUGGACUUUGAGGAGGAGCAGCAACAGCUUCAGAUCCGACCAGAGUUUGAGAUCAGAUGCACUAAAAGGAGACUCAACAAGAUCACUCAGGAAAUGGAGCCUUAUCUCCCCAUCUCCAGCAAGGGUGCUCGCUUCUGCCUCUCUGGAGCCACAGUUAUAUUCUGGAUUUCUCUGAUUGUGGCCUGUGUUAUUGGGGUCAUAGCAUACAGGUUGGCUGUUUACGUUAAUUUUGCAAGUAUCAUUAAAAACCCCGAGAAAAAGAUCCAGUUAGUGGGAAGAUUUAUUACUCCACAGCUAGCGACCUCUGUCACUGCUUCCUGCAUCAACUUUGUCAUCAUCAUGAUCCUCAACUUCUUUUAUGAGAAGGUGGCCGUUUGGAUCACUGAUAUGGAAAUCCCAAAGACCCACCUGGAGUAUGAGAACACAUUGACCAGGAAGAUGUUCCUUUUCCAGUUUGUCAACUAUUACUCCUCAUGCUUCUACGUCGCCUUCUUCAAAGGCAAAUUUGUGGGUUAUCCUGGCAACUACUCAAAAAUGUUUGGCCGAUGGAGGAAUGAAGAGUGUGACCCUGGAGGCUGCCUGAUCGAGCUGACCACACAGCUGGUGAUUGUCAUGGUCGGGAAACAACUGUGGGGGAACAUUCAGGAAGCCCUGCUGCCGUUGAUGCGUAACUUGUGGAGUAGUAGAAAGGGGCGGCAGCAUCCUGAGACCCAUUACAGCCGCUGGGAGCAGGACCAUGUCCUGCAGAACUUCAGUCAGCUGGGCUUGUUCUACGAGUACCUGGAGAUGGUGAUCCAGUUCGGCUUCAUCACCUUGUUUGUGGCGUCUUUCCCCUUGGCUCCCUUCCUGGCUCUGUUGAACAACAUCCUGGAGAUCAGGGUGGAUGCCUGGAAGUUCACCACCCAGUUCAGACGACCGGUGGCGUCCAAGGCUCGAAACAUCGGAGCAUGGCAGGAGAUCCUCAAUGCAGUAGCCAUUUUGUCUGUUGUUACCAAUGCUUUCAUCAUGGCGUUCACCUCGGAUAUGAUCCCUCGAAUGGUCUACCUGUACGCCUACAGUGAUAAGGCCAGCAUGACCGGCUAUAUCAACAACAGCCUGUCAAUAUACAACAUCUCGGAGAUGCCUAACCCCAAUAUGCUGAUGGAACAUGAAAACUGGCUUGAUAACUCAACUACCACCUGCAGAUACCGGGACUACCGUUACCCUCCUGGUCACGAGAAGGAGUACACUCACACCAUGCAGUUCUGGCACAUCCUGGCUGCCAAACUGGCCUUCAUUAUUAUCAUGGAACAUGUGGUCUUUGUGGUAAAGUUCUUCGUGGCGUGGAUGAUCCCAGACAUCCCAUCAGAUGUGAAAGCACGGAUUAAACGAGAGCGCUACCUGAUUCAAGAGUACCUACAUAACUACGAGGUGGAGCAGCUCAAAAUGCAGUUGAGUGCUAGUUACAUCACAGAGCCAGUGUCAGAAAUGUCCUUGUCAACAGAAAUGUCCUUGUCAACAGACAAACUUGAAGUGCUAUCUGAGUGCCCGUAGCCACUGCUUCACGCCUCCAGCUGACCAAGCCAAGAGCAGGCAUGCCUGGACGUUCUUAAUGAUUAUAUACCCCAUAUGCAAAGGCUUCUGUCCAUGUUAUCAUCCUUUACUUGCUGAAUGGACAUUAUCAUCUCUGAAUGGUACUCCUAUAUUAGGAUCUGCAGAGGCAUCUGAACAACCCUGAUGUAACAUUACACUUUGCUUUAAAUUAGCUUCUACAGUAUUUGUGCCAUAGAAAAUGCAUGCAGGUGUUGGGAUGGUAAAUGGUCUUAUACUUGUAUAGCACUUUCCUAUGCAUUGCAGCACACUCAAAGCGCUUCCACACUACCC
This is a messenger RNA of Monopterus albus (swamp eel), 3340 nucleotides long. It is a transcript of the gene ano5b, whose product is annotated as anoctamin 5b. Gene Ontology annotation, cellular component: plasma membrane. Gene Ontology annotation, molecular function: protein dimerization activity; chloride channel activity. The transcript has 21 exons. The record is from RefSeq and is a predicted model, not a curated record. NCBI's taxonomy places the organism in Eukaryota, Metazoa, Chordata, Actinopteri, Synbranchiformes, Synbranchidae. Gene Ontology annotation, biological process: chloride transmembrane transport. The coding region runs from base 236 to 3010 and encodes 924 amino acids.